Cheilinus undulatus (humphead wrasse) is the source of this 6423-nucleotide messenger RNA. It is a transcript of the gene zer1, whose product is annotated as zyg-11 related, cell cycle regulator. NCBI's taxonomy places the organism in Eukaryota, Metazoa, Chordata, Actinopteri, Labriformes, Labridae. The transcript is spliced from 16 exons. Gene Ontology annotation, cellular component: Cul2-RING ubiquitin ligase complex. The record is from RefSeq and is a predicted model, not a curated record. Gene Ontology annotation, molecular function: protein binding. Bases 176 to 2530 code for a protein of 784 amino acids.
GGAGGAGUCUGUUUGUUGACAUCGGACGAAAACGACCAUCAGAUGAGUGAAUCCUGGUGAUAAUAUCUGCAUUUCUCUCCGUCAUCCAGACACCCAGCCUCGGCGAGAGCUCAGGCGUCUGAGGUCCCCCUGCUCUGCCCUGUCUGUGAUCUGAGCCAGAGAAGAAGAGGCAAACAUGGCAGCCAAAGCAGGAGACAACCCCGACAGCCUCAUGACUCUGGCCACGGUGUUCUGCCUGAGGAACCUCAGAAAGACCAUGUGCUACCAGGGCUUCAGGAACAAACUUUGCCUGCGAUCGGACAUCUUCCUCCCCAGUGAGAUCUGCGACAAACUGGUCAACACAUAUAUGGAGCUGGUCCACACAGACAGUAACUUUGAACCAGAGGAGAGUUUCUUCCAGCUGUUCUCAGACCCUCGCAGCACCAGGCUGACCCGGGUUCAGCUCCGAGAAGACUUGGUACACGACAGAGAUCUGGAGGCCAUCAGAAAACAGGACCUGAUCGAGCUCCACCUCACCUACUGCAACAGCCUGUCGUCUCGCAGUCUAAAAACUCUGACCUGCUUCAGGGAGACUUUGGUGUCUCUUUGUCUCUUCGGCUGCAGUCACAUCUUCUACAGGAAGGGUGGCGCUCCGCUCGCCUGUAACGAGGACACGGACGAGGAGGAGGACGAGACCCCGGCGUCUCGACAGGCUUUAGAAACAGACUUUAACUUCCAGGGCUUUAACCGCCUCAGGCUGUUAAACUUAGGAGGUCUGCCGGACGAGGUGGACGCAGAGACCCUCCUCAAACCCCUGAAGUCCCUCACCUCUCUAGAUCUUUCUAAUGUUCAGCUGCUCGGGUCGACUUUUCUCACACAGUGGAAAGAAAGACUGGCAUCACUUGUUCUCUACAACGUGGACCUGUCAGAGGAGCUGAUCAGCACGGUGGUGGAGAUCAAUAAUCUCAGGCAUCUUGACAUUUCGAGGGAGAGCCGGCGGAGCUCAAAGUUUAAGAUGACCAGAAAAAUCCUGACGGCCAUCGUGCAGCGGCUGGUCAACCUGGUGUCUCUGGACAUCUCAGGUCACACCAUGCUGGACAACUGCACGGUCCCACACUUUGAGGAAGCUAUGGGCCGGCCCAGCAUCGAGCCGUGUAAGAGCAGCAUCUAUCCUUUCCAGGAGCUGAAGAGGCCGCUGCAGUUCCUGGGUUUAUACGACACCACCCUCUGUAAUGUGACGCACAUACCUGCUUAUAAGGUGACUGGCUCCAAAAACGAGGACCAGGUUUUGAAUGCGAUCGAAGCAUACACAGAGUUUCGGCCUGAGCUCGCCCACAGAGCCAUCAAUCAGCUGUUUGACAUCGCCAGGAUACAACACUGCAGCCAGCUGCUCCGAGCUCUGCAGCUGGUCAUCGCCGCUCUGAAGUGUCACAAAUACGAUAAGAGCAUCCAGGUGACGGGGAGCGCGGCUCUGUUCUACCUGACCAACACGGAGUACCGCAGCGAUCAGAGCGUGCGUCUGCGCAGAGAGGUGAUUCAGGUGGUGCUGAACGGGAUGGAGCAGUACCAGGAGGUCACGGUCCAGAGGAACUGCUGCCUGACUCUGUGUAACUUUAGCAUCCCUGAGGAGCUGGAGUUUCAGUACAGUCGAGUGAACCAGCUGCUGCUGAAGAUCCUGGAGCCGGCCCGACAGGACGAGUCCAUCCAGAGGAUCGCUGUGCACCUCUGCAACGCCCUGGUCUGUCAGGUUGACAACCAUCACAAGGAGGCCGUGGGGAAGAUGGGAUUCGUCAAGACAAUGUUGAAUUUAAUUCAGAAGAAGCUGCAGGACAGGAUGUGUGAUCAGGUGAUGGAGUUCUCUUGGAGCGCUCUGUGGAACAUCACAGACGAGACGCCUGACAACUGUCAGAUGUUCCUGAACUGUCGGGGGAUGAGCCUCUUUCUGGAGUGUCUACAGGAGUUUCCAGACAAGCAGGAGCUCCACCGAAACAUGCUGGGGCUGCUGGGAAAUGUUGCUGAGGUUAAAGCGCUGAGGCCACAGCUGCUCACGCCUCAGUUCAUCACCGUGUUCAGUAACCUGCUGGACAGUAAGGCAGACGGGAUCGAGGUGUCGUACAAUGCGUGCGGCGUUCUGUCACACAUCAUGUUUGACGGUCCUGAAGUUUGGUCGAUGGAAGAGCCGAGAAGAGAUGCUGUGAUGGACAAGAUGUGGGACGCCAUCCAGAGCUGGGACGUCAGCUCGCGACGCAACAUCAACUACAGGUCAUUUGAGCCGAUCCUGCGGCUGCUGCCUCAGAGCAUCUCGCCUGUCAGUCAGCACUGGGCCACAUGGGCUCUGUACAACCUGGUGUCAGUUUACCCGAGUAAGUAUUGUCCCCUGCUGAUCAAAGAAGGAGGAAUCAGUCUUCUAGAGAAAGUUCUGGAACUGGAGAGCUCACAACCAGAGACCAAGGACAUGGCCAGCAAAGUGAUGGAGCAGUGUGAAAACUUCAAAGAGGACCCGAUGGAAACAAAUCACGGCCAGGAGGUAAACUACGGGCAGAGAGGCUGACCAAUGAGGAGCCACGAUUCUCUGCAAACAUGAAGCAAACCAAGCUAAGGCCCCUCCCACUGUCAUCACCACAAGAAGGGUCAAUCGUGUGCAUUAUUCUUCCUCCUAUCAUUCUCUUUCUUUAGAGCAGGAACGUGUUUCUGAGCCUCUUCACAGAUCUUUAAUAUAUGACACAUAGGACUUAAGAAGUGGUGCAUGGUGUUUGUUUGUGAGGGGGGGCUGCACAUCCAGCGUCUCUUCUGUGGGAUGGGUCUGUGGGGGUGGGUGACUGUUAUCUCAGUGUGUGUGCGUGCGUGUGUGUGACAAAGAUUUAACGACAGAACAAAACAGUCGGAGUGGCACUCGCCUCCGCUAGCUGUGUAACGUUGAACAAAAGGCGGCGUGGCGCCCGUCACGCGUCUCGCUGGCUCGUGCCGGGGGAGCCGCUCACAUGUACAGUGAAUAUUAGCCAUGUGUGUGUGUAGGCUGCAGAGAAGCAUCACACUGACGUUAGACGGGAGGAGAGUCUUCCCAGACGUGGAGGCACAACGAUGGACGUGUGUUAAAUAUGUAAAUAUUCUCAUCCUUUUCCUGUCUGUCUGUUUUAUAAUAUAACUGUAAACAUGACGUUACUCUGUAUUUAAAGCUGUUAGAACGGACCGGCCCACGCUCAGCAAUAGGAAACUUUACACAGGAGAACACCUAUCACUCAGACGCAGUCUGGCAAUCCUGGACGCUCACUUUGGUUUAGUUCAUGCUUCUGAUUUUGGAUUAUCUGGCAUUUAACUGGAACCAGGAGCGAGCUUCUACACUGAUCCGUUUGGGGAAACUCUGAUGCUUAAAGAGCUUUUCUUCACCCAGAAUAAAGAUAAACAAUUAAGGAAAAUAAUUCAAUAGCGAUUUUUUUCCCCUGAUAUUGCAAUUGUGAUCAUUCCUUCAGUUCCCAACAAACAAAAACAAUAAAUCACUCUAGAUUACAACCAACAGUAGGUUAAAGGUCACAUAUUAUGCAAAAUCCACUUUUCAGGCUUUUCUAACAAAAAUAUGUGCCCCUGUCCACAAAAUGUGUGCUGAAACAAGCCGUUCUCAGAUUUUCCCCUCAUGAUGUCAUGUGGGGAGUUAGCCCCGCCCCUAGGUUUGGUUUGCACUUCCCGCUAGGAAGAAAGUUCCACCCUCCUCUCCUGAUCAGGAGAGCCACAUCCAUUUCCUGAGAGGGGCGGAGUCAGACAGCUCAAUAACAUUUAAAGCCACAGACACAGAAACAGCUGGGUCUGAGCAGGGCUGAAGCAGAGGGGGUUUUAGACAUGCAGAAAUCAAUACUGGAGUGUUUUUCAGCAACAAACUGGUUAUGAAUUAUUGUGUUGAGGGGAGUGAUCAUUUUUAUGUCAUCAUAUUUAAUCAGAAAAAUGAACAAAAAUAAAGAAAGGAGCAUUUUUGUUUGACUAUUCUAAAACAAAAAGGCACUUGAUCGAUUUUGACACAAACUUCAGGUUAAAGAAAUAUUUCAACUUCUGUACUUUGAAAAUCUAAUUUUUGAUUAAUUGCCCAGCCCUAACCCAGAAUAGUAUGGAAGCCCAUUACUGCCAGCUACCAAAAGAAACAAAAUAUGACAUUUGGUGAUUAUUAAAGAUGAAAAAAUUAAGUUGAAAUUAUGAGAUGGCAGUAGUAUAGAAUCCCCACAUUAAACCUUUAAGGUCUGAAGUGAUUCUAAAAACACAGAGAACCGUGUCAUGAGGACAGCAUCAUUAUCCCUCUAGACAAGUGGUCCUCAACUGGUCUGGCCAUGGGACCCACAACCAGCGCCAUAGUUUAAAUUGGCAUCCCAGUUUCCUCUACAUUCUUCAGCUACCUAAACCAGUUUAAUGUGGCAGUUUGGACCCUAAAAGGACAAAAACAUGAACGAACAAAUAUACUGGCCCAAACUCUGGGAGGACAUGCAUGCUGAUGUUCUAUUUCUCUCUCUUUCGCCAUUUAAAUAAAAAAAAAAAAAGUUCAGUUCAUAAUGGUGUGCAGUGGUUGAAAUCCCUGUCAUCAGCAUCUAUGAAGUUUUAAAGUCUUCUUUCACCAGCACAGCUCUCAUCCUGACUGAAACCAACUGUUUGGGCUCCAUUUGUCUGCAUCUUUGUGUCUAAAUCAGACUGUUUUUAUUCACCCCUAUUAUUGAAUCUGUAUUCAGGUUUGUUGUAUGACAGGUCACUGUUAUGAACCUCCAGGUCAAAUUUCAGUCAAACAAAACAUCUCUAAGUUUGUGAAAUUAAGCUUCAAAAUCAUGAAAAAUGAGGCUGUAAAAUCUGCUCCAGGAUGGUGUGGGUGUGUCUGAUGAAUGAGCUGAAGCCACGCUUUCACAUCAAAUGUCCCUCUAACACAAGAAAGGCAGCACGAAUGCUUAUAAUUUUACUAUUUUACACCAUUUUAAAUAUCAUUUUAUGAGCAGUUAGUUUGAGUUAAGUUUCCAUCUACUUAGACCUGCAGGAUUUAAUUAAUUUAUUUUUUUAACCAAACGUGGAGCUGUUGUUCUGGACUGAAGUGAAUGCUGUGCAAACGUGGCCUCAGUUACUUUCUGUGUUGGCUGGAGGAGCCUCUGAGGGAUUGACCCAUAAAUAUAUGAACAAAUAACAGUGAUUCCUUUAUUCUAUCAGUAUGGAGAGGUAUGGAGACCAGGCGGUUAAAAAGAAGAUUUUUAAGUUGCAUUUUUAAGGUUAGAGAAUAUUUAAGUUUUAGAGCAGGAUUUAAGAUAAAACAGCCCGGGAGAUUUGCUUAGCUCUUAGCAGCAUGCCACAUUUGAACCUAUCAGUCCAGUCCUGACUCAAUCUUCAACUUUUUCCCUCCAUGCUCCUAGAGAGUGUGAUUUUCCUCCCUGAGAACCAAAAACAGAUCUGUUCCCUCCAUGUGUUCUUCACCAGUAAGAGAAAAUACUAAUACUAAUACAGCCGUGUGUUAUUCUGACCAAAAUAUGUGUUUUAUUUUUGGUCAUUUGAAAGUCCGGCCCUAGAGCAUCUGCCCUUGUACAAAUAAAGUCGAUGACCCCUGAUGAACGUGGUUGCCCCUGCUGUCUGGACCAGCCCACCGGGUUCCGGGCACCCAGUCUGCGUUGAGCUGGAUCAUGCCCUGGAAAGCGCCGGAAGCCUGUAAAAGAGCCGCUGCUGUUCCUCUCUCAGGCAGCUGACAUACAAACGUGCAUCCUGCAUCGAGUUAGUCCAGUGACUUACGGAAAGUUUUAUUUGGAGAUGCAUGAUGUUGGAUUGUUGCUGAUAUCCUGAUAUUUACACAUUAAUUUCAGCAGAUAUCUGACAUCAGUAUUUAAACGAAGUUCAGACCUUAAACUUCAGACUUUAGAGCAGGAGAGCUCCUGUCUGUGAGAACCUGAGAGAGCCGGCGUGUUAAACCAACUAAAUAAAAGACACACUUCUGUCUGAAUAAUUGUAUUUUCUUUGAAAUGUUCCUUAUUUUUAGCCUUUAGCAGUGAACUCAGCCCCUAUUGGAACACUUAAAUACCACAGCCAGCCACAAGGGGGCGAGUGAGAUAUUUGAGCCACAUAUUUCUGGGGCUGCUGUGUCGUUUGAUGUGAAAAUGCUGCGUACUCAUUGGUGAAAAACACAAAGUUUUAAUUCUCAGGCAGUGAAAGAUAAACUCUCAACCCCCCGAACUGUUAAAUUCAUGCAGAAAUUGAUCAAGAAUGGACUUACGUGUUAGUUUUUCAUCUUAUUUGCUAAUAAUAGUUGGAUUUUUGUAAAACUGAUCAAACAUUAAGUCAGUCUUUAAAAAAUGUUGAAUCUCACUUAUUUUUGGAGUUACUUACAGUGCUUAACAAAUUUACUGGACCACCACCCAAAAUAAGGUUUAUGCCACAGCUGCAUCAUGAAGUGCUUUAAUGUGGACUCUUUCAUUUUCAGUCAGCUCUCCACAUUUUACC